Molecule: messenger RNA, 747 nt
Organism: Anopheles nili
Lineage: Eukaryota; Metazoa; Arthropoda; Insecta; Diptera; Culicidae
Exons: 2
Coding region: 1-747 (248 amino acids)
Source: RefSeq, a predicted model, not a curated record
AUGUGCUGGCGUGUUUCGGUGCUGCUGCUUUUGGUGCAUUCUCUCGCUGUGGUGCACCUGCUCGGUUUCAAACUUGGAAACCCGUGGCCACUUUGUCCCGCCAAUGAUAAGCGGCUGUUGUCACUGUUCAAUCUGCUUUGCAAUACUACCCAAACAACGACGGCCACUACUAGGGAUGCUUGCUACGGGUGUUUCUUUAGGGCUGGAGCACUUUCCGUCGGACCAACUCAGCUCGCAGCGAUCAGUCAGUGUGCUUCGUUGUACCUCAUAAACACGAGCUAUGCCGUGUGCGCGACAAAUCUUGCAGGCGUUGUGACAGGAAUUCGUCCUUUAAACGUGCUCCCGCCAGGAUCAUCCACAACCGAUUGUUAUACGGGCCACUGCGAGUUCGUGCAGUGUGUUCGAAGGAUCAACGGCAACAUGCUGAUCAACCAGUGUCUUCUGCAAACGCUCAUCAAUCGAGAUCUCAACGUUGAGGCACAGCGAGUGGGUUUCUACGUCAAUGCGACGUCGUGUAUUCUGGCGAGAGCUCGAUGUGAUUCAUACAAUCCGAUUACGGGGCAGCUACAGCAACCAUUGAACACUCCGGCCGGAACCACGGGUAGAACAGGAUCGAACUCACUGCAAAUAUCCCCAACCGGUGACAUUAGAAUCAUAUCGUUUCCAAUGAAUGUUGCAGUUGGUGAUGCAUUCUGCUCAUCACGAACCUUACUUGAUCAAUCCACGUUUGGAAACUCCAUAUGUUAA